UGAAAUGACCACCUGAUACAGAUCUCAUACCAAUGCUCAGUUUGGUGUGUAAUUCUAGAGAGUUUUUUUUCUCUUCGGAGAGUGCAUGUGAUCAGCACAGGGCCAAUCAGUGCUGUCCAGACAGAGGUCAGGUGUUUCACAUCCUCCUAGAGCAGAAAGAAAACUCCUCCUGCAAGCUUUAACCAGUGCUCUGCUGAAGUCACAAGCCUGCUCUAACUGCUGAUGAGAAAAGGUAUUUAGCAUAAUAUAGUGAAAGUAAGGUCCUGGGAGAUCAGAUAUAGUGAAUGUAGGGUCCUGGGAGAUCAGAUAUAGUGAAUGCAGGGUCCUGG
Messenger RNA from Staurois parvus, 329 nucleotides. The record is from the annotation of a GenBank genome assembly. NCBI's taxonomy places the organism in Eukaryota, Metazoa, Chordata, Amphibia, Anura, Ranidae.